AUGCUCGCACGAAAGAUCCCCUUCGGCGCCGUGAUAGCUUUGUGCAUCGUGUCCAUUUCCUGCUGGUACCUCUUCACAACCAUCCACCCCACGCGUUCGCAGCCGCACCACGAAGGCCAAGCCCUCAUUCCCGGAGUGUUGCAGGACUUCGUCAGUGGAAUCCGCAAGAGUUGGAAUGGCACCACCACCACCGAUCAUGGAUUGAGAGCGUUUGGACAGAAUGAAGAUUUGAUCCUGUAUGCUUAUAGUGAGAGUGAGGCGGCGCUGUACGUACACACCUUUCCUUUCUUUUCUUCCAGCAUGUACAUACAAGGGGGGAAAGAAAGGGCUACUUACUUACUUACUGAUGGAUGGAUUGGCUGAUAGGGAGAACAUCGCCUUUUUCCGCCGACACGCGCUCCAUUCCAAGGCGGAUUUCAUCUUCAUCUUCAACGGCCAGCAUACGGUCGAGACAUCCGAGCUUCGCCACCUUCCCAACGUCCGCGUGAUCGAGAGAGAGAAUACAUGCUUGGAUCUCGGAGCUUACUGGGAAGUGUUACGUGCCGACGAUUCCCGCCUCGCCAGAGCGUACAAGCGAUACAUCCUCAUGAAUGCGUCCCUGAGGGGUCCCUUCUUGCCUUCGAGUUCGCGGAGUGUGUGUUGGAGCGAUGCGUACAUGGACCGACUGGACGAUGUGACGAAAUUGGUGGGCAUGACGUGGAAUUGCGCCAAGGGGGAAGGCUUCGCGCCUCACCUCCAGUCGAUGAUCUGGGCCAUGGACGCCGUAUCUCUGAACGAGGUCAUCCUUCCCAGUCUGAGGUGCUUUGCGGAUAUGGCGGAUACGGUGGCUAAUGGGGAGUUGGUGAUUUCCGGCAAAGUCAUGGACGCUGGAUACGAUGUGGUGGCGAUGGAGGGGAGGUUUAAUUCGCACAGGCGGCCGAAAGUUGGGAGUGGCAGUGCGGGUGUGGAGGGAGGGAGUAAGAAGGAGAGUGAGACUUUUUUGGAAUGGUGUCGGGGUCCGGAGAGUCAGGAGAGUCAGGGGACUGGUGCGAGUGAUGUUCACCGGACGGGCAUGUAUGAAGGAGUGAGUAUUCAUCCGUGGGACACGAUGUGAGUGCAGUUUCUAUCGCCUUGUUGGUGCUGAUGGUCGUGCUGACCGGUGUCAUGUUACAGUUUUGCCAAGACCAAUCGUGAGUGGGAGGAGCAGGAUCGGAAGAUUAUCGAUUUACUGACGAAAUUUGCUGACGAUGAGAUGUAUUCGAGCUAUGAUCGGUGCGGAUAA
This is a messenger RNA of Lecanosticta acicola, 1261 nucleotides long. The record is from the annotation of a GenBank genome assembly. Lineage: Eukaryota; Fungi; Ascomycota; Dothideomycetes; Mycosphaerellales; Mycosphaerellaceae.